AUGCUUCUGCUCCCACUCUCCAUGCUGCUCCUGCUCACAGAGCCCUGGAGAUCCCUGGGAGAAGAAAUGAAGGUCUACUCCCAGAAAACACUGGCCAAUGGCUGUACCCUGGUUGCGUGUAGCCCCCCGGAGGGUGGCUUGCCUGGUCAUGAUGGACAAGAUGGGAGAGAAGACCCCCGCAGGGAGAAGGGAGAUCCAGGUUCACCAGAACCUGCAGGACAAGCAGGAAUGCCUGGACCAGCUGGCCCCAUUGGGCCGAAAGGGGACAAUGGCUCUGCUGGAGAACCUGUACCAAAGGGAGACACUGGACCACCUGGACCUCCAGGCAUGCCUGGUCCAGCUGGGAGAGAGAGUCCCUCAGGGAGGCAGGGGAGCAUGGGACCUCCAGGCACACCAGGCCCCAAAGGAGAGACUGGGCCCAAAGGAGGAGUGGGUGCCCCAGGCAUGCAGGGCUCCCCAGGACCCACAGGUCUCAAAGGAGAGAUAGGUGCCCCUGGUGAGCCCGGAGCCCCUGGACGUGCUGGGGCGGCAGGUCCUGCUGGAGCCAUACGUCCACAGGGGCCUUCAGGUGCCAGGGGCUCCCGAGGACUGAAGGGAGACAGAAGUACUCUUGGAGAAAGAGGAGCAAAGGGUGAGAGUGGGCUUGUCGAUGAUCUCUGGCAGUGGGUGGCAGUCUUAGAGGGACAGCUGCGACGUCUCCAAAAAGCCUUCUCUCAGUAUAAGAAAGCGGUGCUCUUCCCUGAUGGCCUGGCUGUCGGGGAGAAGAUCUUCAAAACGGCAGGUGCUGUAAAAUCAUAUUCGGAUGCCCGGCAGGUCUGCAGAGAGGCUAGGGGACAGCUGGCCUCGCCGCGCUCUGCAGCCGAGAAUGAGGCCGUGGCACAGCUGGUCAGAGCCAAGAAUAAUGAUGCUUUCCUGAGCAUGAAUGACAUCUCCACGGAGGGCAGGUUCACCUACCCCACUGGGGAGUCACUGGUCUAUUCCAACUGGGCCAAUGGGGAGCCCAACAACAAUAAUGCUGGCCAACCAGAGAACUGUGUGCAGAUCUAUAGUGAGGGCAAGUGGAAUGACGUACCCUGCAGUACGGAACUCCUCGUGAUCUGCGAGUUUUGA
Cervus elaphus (red deer) is the source of this 1110-nucleotide messenger RNA. RefSeq names its product collectin-46-like. Gene Ontology annotation, biological process: positive regulation of phagocytosis; surfactant homeostasis. The transcript is spliced from 7 exons. Gene Ontology annotation, cellular component: multivesicular body; rough endoplasmic reticulum. The coding region runs from base 1 to 1110 and encodes 369 amino acids. NCBI's taxonomy places the organism in Eukaryota, Metazoa, Chordata, Mammalia, Artiodactyla, Cervidae. The record is from RefSeq and is a predicted model, not a curated record.